AUGCAACAGCAAACAGCUGGUGCUGCAUUUCUUGUUUGUAAUAGUUUAAAACGUAUGGUGCAUCCGGAAGUUGGUCCUACACAAUUAAGUGAGGGUGUAAAAGAAGGCUACUUUCUGGUUAAUCUUUCCGCCGUGCAAAACUUUCACAUCGGUCCUGAAUUUUUCGAAUCUACCUUUGCUGUCAAUGAUGACUUGGAACGUAUGGACACUCUAUCAGAUAAUGGACAACCUACAAAUCUUGCGGAUGAUCAAGAAAUUCAAGAUCCCGACGUCUUAUCGUCUACCCGUCAUAAUAAUCGUAGUCAAAUGGAAGACGCUGAGGAAGAGUAUGAUUCUGAGUCGGAAGCAGAAGCAGCAGCGGCAGAAUAUUACAGAUCAAGUAGACGAUUUUCAGAUUCUAGUGACGAUGACGACGGAUUUAAAAUUACAGAACACAAAAAAAACAGCAAUACAGUAACAUCUGUUGACGAAGAAAUCAAACAAACUGACCAAGUUAUUUUUGACGAAGAUGGAAACGAAAUUGACGAAGACUUAGAUAGAAUACAUAGAUAUGUAGAAGAAAUUGAAAAGGAAAUAGUUCAACAGUCCAGUAACACUGUGUCGAAAGAACAUGCUCAAAGUACAAAUAAAAACACCGCAACAGAGGAGUCUAGUGAAGCUGCCUCUCGAUCUGACAGCCAAUCAACAAAACCGAAGUCUAGAAGAAUAAUUCAACCAGUAAAUACCGAUGAUAUAUAUGUACCACACUUAACUAAUAACUUGGAAAGUCUCAAGUCGCGUGACAAAGGAAAAGCUCGUGAUUAUGGGAAUACAUCUCAUAUCCAAGACAACGUGAAUCAUCUAUUGACAUCAUCAUCGGCGGAUAUACAGUGUCAAGCAAAACUGUUACAAUGUUUUAAAAUUUCAUGGAAUUUACGCAAUUACGACCCUUUCUGCAAGACAAAAUGCAGCAUAAGUUAUAUCGAUCGAUAG
Messenger RNA from Mucor mucedo, 972 nucleotides. RefSeq lists its product as uncharacterized. Bases 1 to 972 code for a protein of 323 amino acids. NCBI's taxonomy places the organism in Eukaryota, Fungi, Mucoromycota, Mucoromycetes, Mucorales, Mucoraceae. The record is from RefSeq and is a predicted model, not a curated record. The transcript has 5 exons.